Molecule: messenger RNA, 1817 nt
Organism: Cryptococcus deneoformans JEC21
Lineage: Eukaryota; Fungi; Basidiomycota; Tremellomycetes; Tremellales; Cryptococcaceae
Product: expressed protein
Exons: 3
Coding region: 20-1378 (452 amino acids)
Biological process (GO): rRNA processing; nuclear-transcribed mRNA catabolic process, RNase MRP-dependent; tRNA processing
Cellular component (GO): nucleolar ribonuclease P complex; cytosol; ribonuclease MRP complex
Molecular function (GO): ribonuclease MRP activity
Source: RefSeq, a predicted model, not a curated record
ACUAUUGCACUCCAUUAAAAUGGCUACUCCUACUUGUCAAAUUCCCAAUAAAGGCAAGGAAAACCCUGUAGCUACCAUCCACGGCAACAGCAAAACCAUCAGGGCUCAGUCAAAGAUGGAGAAAAGUGCGCCAAAACAGGCAUCCAGCGAUAAGUCUGGCUUGAGCAAGGACGUUCAGAAAGCUGUAUUGGCUAGCCCAUUGACAAUUCCUUGGCCCGACAUACCACGACAUCUUCAAACGACUCUUGUACAUCUUUUGAGAGAGCUGAUUCCUUCAGAUGUCGCAGACUAUCACGUCUCAAGGGCAAGAUGCUAUAGCAAGGAGAAAAGAGUUAGAAGGGCUCAGAAAUCUAAAGAGGCGAAAGCCGCCAGUGAGAAAUCAGGCAGUUCAAACAAGGUUGACCAGGAGCCAGCGGGAAAAGCCGCUGAUGAGGACGCCGAGAUGAAAGAUCCGGAAAGCGCGACAGGUCAAAAGCGAAAACGGUCAUCAAAUGAUUUGGAGUCUGAAAUAAAACGCCCAGAACGGCCUGAGGUAUUGUCGCAUCUUGUGCUAGGGAUUAACGAGGUCAUUAAAAGUCUCGAACAUCAAAUUGGCGCUUUGAAGACUCAAAUAAUGACUAUGGGUGACGCUUUGAAUGGCGAUCAACCUGGAAAACUCAAUGCGAACAACUUCCUUCCCACCGCUCCACGGUCUCCUUCUCCCUCUAGUUCCGAUGAUGAAGCUACUGAAGGCCAAUUACGACCCAUACUCUCUCCCUCAGCGCCAAUCAAUUUUAUUAUCAUCCCUCUUCUCUCGAUUAAUCCUCAAAGUCUUGUCUCCCCUAUCCUUCAAUACUGUGCCACAUAUAACGCCCAUGUCUACCAACACACUCAACUAGCAAAAAUCCUUAGAACGAGAUUGAAGAAGAGCCAAUGGGCCGACGUGACUGGUGACGAUAGAGAGGAGGUUGCUGUAGUGCCUUUAGGAGCAGUUGAGAAGGAUUUAGCAGACAUGGUUGGACUUCGGCGACUGGCAUGUCUUGCAUUGAGAAAAUCACAUCCAAACAUAGAACGAGUCCGUACUCUUUUGCCCAAGAGCAUUCUCCAUCCACCCCGCUUUUCUCUCACAUUGCCGAUCCCGACAUCCACACUUAAGGUCCAUACCUGCGCCACCCCAUCCGUAUCCAAAUCUGAAACGUCAAAAGAGAACGGAGCCCCUAUCCCUCAUGUCCAUUACGUUCCUCUUCACGUGAAGGGUAUUCAAACAAAGGUGCCAGUCGACAACGCUUCAAGGAAGGCAAAGAGGCUGCAAGAAGUCCGACUGAAGAGAGCAGAAGCGAAGAUCAAGAAGAAGGAGAGUAAGGAGAAGGCGAAGAAGGCAGCAAAGAAGAAAAACUGAAGCGAGCAGCCUGUUCACUGAAUUGCAUUACCGUAACCAUCAUCAUCGUUACAUAUGCCUUAUUGUAUGUAUCCUGCAUGUCUAAUGUCUAACCUGCAGUGAGUUCCCAGCUGUCCCCGUAUCAUCAUCAGUGGCCUUGCUGUUCUCGGCAUCGAUCUUUUGCCUCCGUCUUCGCGCCUUCUCUCGCUUAUUCUUACUAGACUGUCAAGUACCAGAGCUCUAACUAUUCAACUCAACUCGUCCAUAGCUAUUUGUCCAUUCACUCAGCUGAGCUUCAUGAAGGGCCCCUUAAUUCUACUACUCAUUCGGAAUUGGUAGCGCCCAAAGCCUCUUUCCCGGGCAUUCCAUGGGGUUAGACGUAUCUCGGCGGGAUUAUGGUAGAGGGGAAAUAUGAUACUGAAGAGCACAGCGUGCUGAAAGUCUAUGCAUGUUACCUGCC